CUUACCGUAUUCUUUGCUCCUCCCCAAAGGUCUGCAGUCUCUAGUCAUCUCCUGUACUAUGUCCACAGUCUCUGGUCAUCUCCUGUACUAUGUCUGCAGUCUCUGGUCAUCUCCUGUACUGUGUCCGCAGUCUCUGGUCAUCUCCUGAACUAUGUCUGCAGUCUCUGGUCAUCUUCUGUAAUAUGUCCACAGUCUCUGGUCAUCUCUGUACUAUGUCUGCAGUCUCUGGUCAUCUCCUGUAGUAUGUCCGAAGCCUCUGGUCAUCUCCUGUGCUAUGUCCACAGUCUCUGGUCAUCUCCUGUACUAUGUCUGCAGCCUCUGGUCAUCUCAUGUAGUUUGUCUGCAGUCUCUGGUCAUCUCCUGUAGUAUGUCCGCAGUCUCUGGUCAUCUCCUGUACUCUGUCCGCAGUCUCUGGUGAUCUCCUGUACUAUGUCCGCAGACUCUGGUCAUCUCCUGUACUAUAUCCGCAGUCUCUGGUCAUCUCCUGUACUAUGUCCGCAGUCUCUGGUCAUCUCCUGUACUAUGUCCGUAGUCUCUGGUCAUCUCCAGUACUAUGUCCGCAGUCUCUGGUCAUCUUCUCCUGUACUAUGUCUGCAGUCUCUGGUCAUCUCCUG
Molecule: messenger RNA, 614 nt
Organism: Staurois parvus
Lineage: Eukaryota; Metazoa; Chordata; Amphibia; Anura; Ranidae
Source: the annotation of a GenBank genome assembly